Messenger RNA from Fusarium pseudograminearum CS3096, 663 nucleotides. RefSeq lists its product as uncharacterized. NCBI's taxonomy places the organism in Eukaryota, Fungi, Ascomycota, Sordariomycetes, Hypocreales, Nectriaceae. The record is from RefSeq and is a predicted model, not a curated record. Gene Ontology annotation, cellular component: cytosol. Bases 1 to 663 code for a protein of 220 amino acids. Gene Ontology annotation, biological process: purine nucleotide metabolic process. Gene Ontology annotation, molecular function: GMP kinase activity. The transcript has a single exon.
AUGCAUCAAGUCCCGUAUCACGCCUCACAACCCAUCAUCAUCUCUGGCCCCUCGGGCGUCGGGAAGCGAACACUCCUCACCAAACUAUGCGAGUCACACCCCGAGACCUUUAGCAUUGUCGUGUCACACACCACGCGUCCUCCACGGCCUGGCGAAAUCCAAGGUGUCCAUUACCACUUUACGACCGAGACGGAAUUCCAGUAUCUCUACGCGCAAGGUGCAUUUAUUGAAUGCACUGUUUAUAAUGGAUACCAUUACGGCACGUCAUUCCAUUCCAUCGAGGAUUUCAUAGAUAGACACAUGGUGCCCUUGUUGGACAUUGAUAUGGAGGGUGUCAAGGCGAUGAAGAAAUUCGAGAGGAUGAGUGCAAGAUAUGUUUUUAUUGCACCGCUGAACUUGGAGGUUCUAGAGGCGCGACUACGAGGUCGGGGGACGAAGGAUGAAGACGCCAUUCAGAAGCGAUUUGCAAAGGUGAAGAAAGAGCUUGACUACGCGGCGAAACCUGGAACCUACGAUUUGAUCAUCGUCAACGAUGAUCUGCCCACGACACUAAAGGAGCUCGAAGCCUUUGCACUCUCAACAGAACCACUUCCACCAAAGCAAAGGACAUUUCGGGAAAAGGUAGAAACAUGGUUCGACGUCAAGUUGAGGUGGCUCCAUUAA